Laccaria bicolor S238N-H82 is the source of this 1851-nucleotide messenger RNA. RefSeq lists its product as uncharacterized. Gene Ontology annotation, biological process: electron transport chain. Gene Ontology annotation, cellular component: mitochondrial inner membrane. The record is from RefSeq and is a predicted model, not a curated record. The transcript is spliced from 6 exons. NCBI's taxonomy places the organism in Eukaryota, Fungi, Basidiomycota, Agaricomycetes, Agaricales, Hydnangiaceae. The coding region runs from base 1 to 1851 and encodes 616 amino acids. Gene Ontology annotation, molecular function: electron-transferring-flavoprotein dehydrogenase activity; iron-sulfur cluster binding.
AUGCUAGGUUGCAGAACGGCAACAAGACCACUUACCAUCGCAACCCGUCUCCUUCAUUCUUCCUCGCGUCGUUUUAGCGAACCCUUUAAUCCCGCUGCCAUCGAGCGAGCUGAAGAUGAGGUCGACGUUUGUAUUGUCGGUGGUGGACCCGCAGGGAUCAGUGCCGCCAUACGUCUGAAACAACUAGAACGGGAAAAAGGCAACGAAAUUCGCGUCGUUGUGUUGGAAAAGGGGUCUGAAGUCGGCUCGCACAUUGUCUCUGGUGCUGUAAUUGAGCCUCGUGCCCUCAACGAGCUUCUCCCCGACUGGGCCUCCACCAAAACACACCCGCUAACUCAGCCAGCUGUAUCCUCCAGUAUGCUAUUCCUCACCAAAACUCUAGCCGUUCCCAUCCCCCAUCCCCCACAAAUGAAUAAUAAAGGUAAUUAUGUUGUUUCUCUCUCGCAGUUCACCCGAUGGCUUGCUGGGAUUGCGGAGAAUGAAUAUGGCGUCGAAAUCUACCCCGGCUUUGCAGGAGCUCAGCUUCUCCUCAGUGACUCCCCAGACUCUACGGACCCAUGGGGAAACUUUGCUCACAGCGUUCGCGGCGUCGUCACCAACGAGGUCGGCCUCACCAAAGACUUCCGCAUGAAACCUUCCUUUGAACCUGGCAUGGCGUUCAGGGCCAAGGUCACUCUCCUUGCCGAAGGUGCUCACGGCUCCUUGUCGAAACAAGCAAUCAGCAUGUACAAUCUGCGCAAGGAAUCUCAGCCACAAACGUACGGUAUCGGGCUCAAGGAGGUUUGGCGCGUCGAUCCAGAAAAGCACGAUCCGGGCAAGGUCAUACAUACCAUGGGCUGGCCGCUCACAAACAGCACGUACGGCGGAGGCUUUGUCUAUCACAUGGACGGGGGUCUCGUUAGCCUGGGUAUAGUCAUCGGUCUGGACUACAAGAAUCCCUAUCUAAGCCCAUACCGCGAACUACAACGCAUGAAACACCACCCCUACUUCCGCAAACUGCUCUCUACAACUGGUACCACACCCGUGGAACGUCUCUCGUACGCUGGAAGGGUAUUGACUGAGGGCGGGCUCCAAUCCAUACCAAAACUCAAUUUCCCAGGAGGUGCACUGAUUGGAUGCUCGGCGGGCUUUGUGAACGUUGCCAAGAUCAAAGGGACGCACAAUGCCAUGAAGAGCGGGAUGUUAGCAGCUGAAACUGCUUGGGAAGCUAUUCAAGCAGACCACCAAGGGAAGGUGGCAGAUAUGUCAAGCUACGACACCGCUUUGCAUAACUCUUGGGUGCAAAAGGACUUGCACGAAGUGCGCAACCUUCGUCCAUCUUUUAACACUGUGUUAGGAAUGUGGGGUGGUAUCGCGUACUCGGGGGUUGAUUCCCUUUUUUUGAAGGGACGCGUACCUUGGACAUUCAAGCACACAUCAAAACAAUCAGAGAAGUCUUUGAAUGCCUCUCUGGACGCUUCUCACACUGAAUCAGCCCAGCAACAUCAACCUAUUGAAUAUCCACCUUUUGAAGAACCGCUAUCCUUUGACCUAAUGACGAGCGUUUCGCUCACAGGCACAAAUCACACCGAGGACCAACCCGUCCAUCUGCGCGAAGAAAGGCGAAGACGGCAUGUCUCGGCAAACGUAGCAAACUUCGCAGGACUUCUUGGACGGGCCUGCCCCGCUGGAGUUUAUGAGUAUGUGGACGUCGAGGAUGGAGCAGAAUCUGCUGCUCAAAAAGCGGGGAAGAAGUUGGUCAUCAAUUCCCAGAAUUGUAUUCACUGUAAAUUAUGCGACGUGAAGGUGCCCACACAGGAUAUUACAUGGACUGUACCUGAGGGAGGAGGAGGACCAAAGUAUAGUGAGUAA